Molecule: messenger RNA, 3537 nt
Organism: Jatropha curcas
Lineage: Eukaryota; Viridiplantae; Streptophyta; Magnoliopsida; Malpighiales; Euphorbiaceae
Product: RING/FYVE/PHD zinc finger superfamily protein
Molecular function (GO): chromatin binding
Source: RefSeq, a predicted model, not a curated record
UCUCUCUAGAAACAAACGCUCACUCUCUCUAUAAUCGCUCUCUGCUAAAUUCGCACCUCUUUCUCUCUCUCACUCUCACAUAUCUCACCUCAGGCCCCCUCCUAUUAUCAUUUACAAUAUCACUCAAAAAUUACAAAUCUCUCUCUCCAAUUUACCCGCCAAAAAGGUCUCCCUUCGUGGAACGGUGUCGUACAUGGGAUUUGCUCUUUAAGAGAUGGAUUCGGCGGUUAAUGAUGAGUCUCGAGAUGGUGAUAAUGUUCAAUCGGAAUGUGUGGUUGAGGUUGCUUCUAUUGGUGAGAAGAGGCCGGUGGAGAAUGGGGAGACCGAUGAAUUAGAUGCUAGGUCAACUAAAAAGGCAAAUUGUGGGGCCGGAGAAUUGCGGAGAGUGGCGGAGAUAGUGCUGGUUUUGUCUACGAUGGCUGGGAUGAGAGGAGGGAGGAGUCCGACCGAAGCUGAGGUAAAUAUGAUGGCGGAGGCUAGGGCAAAAUUGGUAGAGAUUUGUCAGGAUUUGGCGCCCAAGGAUUUAGUAGCGAGGGACGCAAUUGGGACUGUUAUUGAGGAUCUUGGGCUCAAUUGGAAGAUUAAAGAUCAACGAUUAGGAUUUCGAGGAUCAAGGUUGUCAAUUAAAGAGAAGCUCUCGCUUACAAAGAGGAAGAUGGAAGAAUCCAAAAAAUUUACUGCACCUUCUGCUCCAUAUUCAUCACAAGUGUCACAGCCAGGUUUUGUUGCAAUGGGUGAUACCCGUGGGCCAUCCCAUUCUAUUCGCAUGUUUUCAUCAGAUAAACCAAGUAAUGCACCUUUACAUUCGGGAAACCUUCCAACUUCUUCAACUCUAGGACAUGUGUCAGCAGCAACUUCUACAUCUGGAGGACAUCAGCUGCUCGCCACAGAAGCAAGACCAUCUACAGUGUCUGCUGGAUUACCCAACAGUCAUCCAGGAAGGGGUUCGUCUAUAUUGGCCGGUCCUAGGGUUGAAAAGGUACAAUUUAAAUCGGAAGGUUCAAAUGGGACUUCUUAUGCACCACAAUCGCAAGCAAAUGCUUCAGCAAAUGUUUCUGCAAACCAGCCAUUGUUAAAUGCUUCAACUUGGUCUUUGCAAUCUCAUUCUAUGUCCUCUGCCAAGAGUACACCAGAAAACAAGGUAUUAAAUCAUAAUGCUACUAAGGCUGAUGGAACUACUGAGUUGGGAUCAUCACAUGCUGCUUCUCAAUCUGCAAGAGAUCAAGCAUUCAGACCAUUUAUUGCUCAAAACACACCAGCAAAUUUGCCAAGUGUACAUCAACCUAUGCAAGGCAUGAAGUAUGUUCAACCCACACCGUUUUUCAACAACCACAAUGAUAUUGCUAAAAUUGUUCAGAAGUUAUUGCAUCCAAAACUUCCUGAACAUCCCACAUGGACUCCACCUUCAAGGGAAUAUAUGAAUAAGCCUUUAACUUGCCAAAUGUGCAAGGUUACUGUCAAUGAGGUGGAAACUGUCGUCCUUUGUGAUGCUUGUGAGAAAGGAUUUCAUUUGAAAUGUCUAGAAGCAAUGAAUCAGAAAGGAAUACCAAGAGGUGGUGAAUGGCACUGCUUGAGGUGCACAGCACUAAGCAAUGGGAAGCCUUUGCCACCUAAGUAUGGUCGUGUCAUGAGGAGCAUAACUCCACCAAAAGGGCCUUCUAAUCCAGCUGGAGCUCAGCCAUCAUCAGACAAGAAAAAUGGGACUGUAGAUCCAAAUGUUAAUCAAGAGAAGUUAUUGGCAAAUGGAAGCUCUGGUUUACAAAAUCCUGCAGGAUCUAGUACUGCAAGCGACAACUGUGCAGAGUCAGCACCUGAUGGAAGGGAAAUGACCGGGAAUAGUAUCAUUGCAAGUGUUAAAAAUGUGGAUCAGGGGACGUGUACUGGAAACCCUAAUAACUUAACAAAAUCUGUUGGUGUUGUCUCUGAUUCUCCUUCUGUUGGCUUGUCAAGUGAAAGAUCUAUUCACCUAGCUCAAGUUUCGGAAUCACACACACAAGAAGAGACAUCGGGUUCUGAACCAAAACUGCAGCCUCCUGCUAUAUUAUCUGAGGUGUUUAGCAAUAAAUUUGAAAAUUCCAAACCCUCCAAUGACUUGCAACAUAUUGCCAGAGCAGAACUAUCAAAUGCUAGUGAAGUUCCUUUCAAAAGUAGUCAGGGAAAUUUUGUGGUUGAGGACUUAGAGUUUGUAAAAGGCAAUAGUGACUGUACAUCAACAUUUGAUGUGAAACAAAGUGAGCAAGUUGCUAUCUGUGCAAAUCCUGUUGAAAGCUCUGAACCUAGUGAUGAGGCGAGAAAACAUGCCGGGAUGUCUUCUGAUGUCUUUCACAGUGUUGAAUGGAUUGGUGAUGCAGUUAAAGUUUCAGAUGGAAAAACAUUUUAUCAGUCUUGUUUUAUUGAUGGAGUGACAUAUAAAGUGCAGGAUCAUGCCCUUUUUCGUUCUAGUCAUGAGAAAUUGAUGCCCUCAAAGCUGCAGGCAAUGUGGGAGGAUAUUGAAACAGGAACAAAGUGGGUUCUUGUGAAUCGAUGCUACUUCCCAGGUGACUUGCCAAAGGCUGUUGGCCACCCCUGUGCCUCUGAAAGCAACGAGGUAUAUGAAUCUAAUCACGAAAGCAGUUUAAUGGCUGGGUUGAUUCAAGGUCAAUGCAAAGUUCUUCCUUCUAUCAAGUUUCAGAUUAAUAGUGAAAGACAGAAUCAGUUAGGAACUGAGGCUAAUAUUGGAUCAGAUCCAGUUUUUAUAUGCAAAUGGUUUUAUGAUGAGUCAAAAGGAACAUUUCAACCUGUUUUUAGUUAGUCAUUCAUGCACAUAAUACGGGAAUGUUAAAGGCUUCAAUUAAUGGUGUCUUUGUGGUCUUCCCUUUGAUCAGGUAGUCUAUUUCAAGUGGGACAUGCAGAAUUCGACGAGUGUUUUUUAAUACUCAUGUCUUGUAUAAUAUGUAACUCUAGUUCCAGUUUGUAUGAUUUUGUCAACCCCAGUUCACAAAAUUUCUCGUGUUUACAAGUUAAUCCCCCAGAAAAUUGUAGAAUUAGCAUUGUAGAAUUAGCAUUAUACUCUAUUCUCUAAUCUUUUUUUUUUUUUUUUUUCCCUUUUGGAUUAGUUUUAGAUAUGAAAAUAGUUCAUAUAUUACAUAUUUUUUUCCUGUAACUAUGAUGGUGAUAAAAGCCUACUCGGUUUCUUUGUGAUGGUUACUUUGAAGAGCUCCACCUGAUUAAUGAUGUCACGACAUAGUCUUCAAAAUCAAAUACCAGUUAAAUUUUUUUAGUGUCUCGUAAGUUGGAGGACUCGAACUGUCUGAUUCUUGCAGGGUAUUUUAAAUGUUGAAAUGGAGAUUAAAGACCCUGCGAUGACCACCAGUUGCUUGACAAACACUCUACAUUUGAUCAUUCAAUUAUUAUCAUUUACAAGACUUAAUUGCGCACCAUUUGUAUUAGUGAGUACCAGUCUUGUCUAGUAUUUCUUAGAAAGCUUUGGGAAGUAGCAUCUCUUGAAAUCUUACUGUAAAAGGACAAUAAUAAUAUUUGUGUGCGUCUUAAGUGUGA